This is a messenger RNA of Octopus bimaculoides (California two-spot octopus), 4455 nucleotides long. RefSeq lists its product as uncharacterized. The record is from RefSeq and is a predicted model, not a curated record. NCBI's taxonomy places the organism in Eukaryota, Metazoa, Mollusca, Cephalopoda, Octopoda, Octopodidae.
AUGCGUGUGCGUGCAUUUGUGUUAGAAAGUAGGCUGCAGUGUGGAGUAGAAGCUGGAACUGUAUUGCCAACUAUCGACAUAAUCCACCAACAGUUUUUACUGUCCUAUGUUUUCCCGAUGUUUCUGCUGAAACCGACAGCUCCACCUAAAAAAGUAUUCAAUUUAAAACAAUCUUGGAAUAUGAGGCAACAACAGAGAUGUGUUAGAAAGAAUUACUAAAUCAUGGAAUAGAGCUCAAAAAUAUUUUAUGGAAUAUAAGAAGGAUAGAGACCAUACUGAAAGAAAUUGCAUUACAUAUAGAAGUAAAAAUAUAUAAAAAGAAAAAAAACUUUUAGUCAUUUUAUAUAAUUAAUUGUUAAAUCAUGAACAUAUAACAAUGGGAUGAACAUUUUAUGUCAAGUACAAGAUCAAGAGAAGUAUAGGCACUUAAAAAAAAAUAUUUAAUAUUACUGAAAGAAAGCACAGUCCUAAAUCCAAAUUUUUUCAGAAUACAGAAAGACCAUAUAUUAUAGCAAUAUAAACUAAUAUAAUUAUGAAUAUAACAAAGUGAAUUUUAUAAAAUUAUAUAAUAAUGUUUGUGAGAUAUACAAACCUAAGUUAAAAUGAUUAAUGUUCAAUCCAUGAACGAGAGUGAAAAGCAGUCAACAUCUGAUACCAAGACAAAUGAUGACUUGCAAAGUACUGCAAAUAGUAAGAAACCUUUCAAAUGUGCAGUGUGCCGCAAAGGGUUUACUUUACGUGUAUAUCUCGCCAAACACGAAUUGGCCCCAGAAGCAGAGAAACAUUUCAGUUGUUCUUUCUGUGGAAAAGCUUUCAGCCAAAGAGAUAAACUGAAAAAUCAUGAACGUACACACACAGGGGAAAAACCUUAUCAUUGCAAUGUUUGUGAAAAGGCAUUCAGCCAAAGAACACAUCUCAGCAAACAUAAACGUACACACACAGGAGAAAAACCAUUUGUAUGCUUCACUUGUGGAAAGGCAUUUUCACAAAAAUCUUAUCUUCAUAAGCAUCAAAGAACACACACUGAACUAAAACCAUUUGUGUGUUCUGUGUGUCAGAAGAACUUUUCACAGAAAUCGUAUUUAAACAAGCAUGAACGAACUCACACAGGGCUAAAACCAUUUGAGUGCGCAAUUUGCCAUAAAGUGUUCUCACAAAAAUCAUAUCUUAACAAACAUGAAAGAACACACAGUGCAGAGAAACCUUUUAACUGUAGCCUAUGCAGCAAAGUAUUUUCCCAAAGAGCACAUUUAAAAAAGCAUGAACAAACACAUAGUAGAAAUGAAAUUUUACAAUCAGAAAAACAAUCAGAACCAGAAAUAGAAGAAGAAGAAGCAAAUCUAGAACAAACAUUGCUGCCAUUGACUGAUCAGCAGUCCCUUGAACCAUCAUCACCAUCACAAGUCCAAUUAACAUUUGAAACACAAACAAACUCCCAACAACUUACUUGCUGUAUACAACCAUUGAUGCCUAUCUCAAUUACAUCAGUGAUACCAAACAAUUCACAGGUAAAUAAUUACAACUGGUCAGCUGGGUUCCCAGUGACACCAACAUGGGCUGCUGCUUGGACAAACACACCCACAGAACCAAAUUGCUGCCUAAGUAUAUUAGAAGCUCAAACUGAAGAAAAAUAACAGAAAUCUAUUCAAUGUUAUUAACUGCUAAAAUAACAUUUAGUUUAGAAGACAUUACAAUUAGAUUUUAAUUUAUUGAAAAUACAAAACACAAAAGACUGUUAUUUCAUUGACACACCACCACUAUCUUAUUUGCAAUUUUAAUUAAUAUUAAACUUUUCAUGCAUUUACCUUAUAGAAACUACUUUUCCACCAUAAGGAUAAAUUUAGUUCUACAAAUUAUUAACUUUUUACAGUAACUGAAGAUGUAUCUAAGAUAUUUUGUUUAAAUAAAAAUAAAUAGGACAGAACUUUUAACCACUAACCAAAAAUGUUAAUUCUUUUACCAGAAGAAAGUUUUAAAAAUAUUAGCAUAUGAUUUUUAGUUUUUUUUUUUUUUUUUGGUUUAACUGCAACUUUUCACACACACAUAUGCAGUGACGGGGUGUAGAUCAUGCAGGCCAUGGCUGUGUAGCUAAAAAGUUCAUUUUGCAAUUACAUGGCUUCAUGGAAUCGACCAAAUUCAGAUGCUGCUUUUCAUGUGCCACCGGCACUGGCAAUGACCCAGGCAUGAAUGGUGCUUAUUGCGUGCCACUAGCAUGAGAGCCAGUCAGGUGGCACUGGCAUUGGCCACAACUACAAUUUCCAUUUUGAUUGUGAUUUUGAUUUUGAUUUUUGAUUUUACUCAACUCAAAAGGUCUCAAGCAUGGCGUGUCGCCCAACAAUUCAGAGGUACUUUUUAAAUGGGCUGGUUAUGCGACACUGGUAUAGGCUACAGCUGUGAUCUCACUUUACAUGCCAGAUCUUCCCAAUCACAGCAUAUCUCCAGAGGUCUCGGUCUCUUGUUAUUGCCUCUGUGAGGCCCAACGUUCAAAGGUCAUGCUUCAGCACCUCAUCCCAUGUCUUCCUGGGUCUCCCUCUUCCACAGGUUCCUUCCACUGUUAGGCAGUGACACUUCUUCACACAGCUCUCCUCAUCUAUACACAGCACAUGACCAUACCAACGCAGUCGUCUCUCUUGCAUACCAUGUCUAAUGCUUAUAUCCAACAUUUCUCUAAGGACACUUACACUCUGUUGUGUGUGUACACUGACAUUACACAUCCAGUGGAUCGUACUAGCUUCGUUUCUUUCAAGCCUACGCAUGUCUUUAGUAGUCAUGGCCCAUGUUUCACUGCCGUAUAACAUGCACACAGGCAUCAUACAGUCUAACUUUCACUCUGAGCGAGAGGCCCUUUGUAACCAGUAGAGGUAGGAGCUUUCUAAACUUUGCUCAGGCUAUUCUAGUUUCUCCCCCGGGCAUGUGAUGGAAUCUGUUUUCUGAGCAUCUUCGGUGCUUAUUGCCCCUGUGCAUCAGCUACACACAAAAGCUAUCAUCCCGCUUAACCUUUCUUUGAUGUUGCUGCACCUCUUAUGCAUCCAUAGCUUACACUGGGUACAUCUUAUAGAGUCUCUACCUUUGCCUUUUCUACAGAUCGAGCAGGACCUUCUACCUGAAGGGGUUUGUGAUUUGUUCACCUCCCUACUUACAGGACUUUGAUUUUUUCAACAUUGACUCUAAGGCCCUUCAAUUCUAAACCUUGCUUCCACACCUGAAAUUUCUUCUCUAGUUCUGGUAGUGAUUCCACUAUGAGAGCAAGGUCAUCAGCAUAGAGGAGCUCCCAGGAGCAGCCUGUCUUAAAUUCCUCUGUUAUUGCCUGGAAGACUAUGAUGAAUAUAAGAGAACUGAGGGCUGAUCCUUGGUGAACCCCUACUUCUACUCGGAAUUCUUUACUAUACUCAUUGCUGCCCAUUACCUUACUGACAGCAUCCCUGUACAGCUCUUAUUAACCAAUCAUCUAUUCCUAGUUUCCGCAUCGCCCACCAGAUAAGGGAUCAGGGGACACUGUCAAAGGCUUUCUCCAAGUCAACAAAAGCCAAGUAUAGGGGUUUGUCUUUGGCUAGGUAUUACUCCUGCAGUUGCCUUACCAGGAAUAUAGCAUCGGUGGUGCUUCUAGCUGGUACAAAACUGAACUGCAUCUCAUCUAAGCAGACUCUUUCCCUAAUUAGUUGGACUAUGACCCUUUCCAUGACCCUCAUCACCUGAUCCAGCAGUUUGAUACCCUUGUAGUUAUUUCUAUCUAAAGCAUCACCUUUACCUUUGUAGCAGUUGACUAUGGUGCUGCUAAGCCAGUCAUUGAGUAUGACUCCUUCGUGAACUACCUGGUUUACAAUACGGGUGACUAGACCAUAACCCACACCACCAGAUAUUUUAAGCAUCUCAUCAGUGAUUCCUGAUGGGCCGGGGGCUUUUCCUGACUUCAUAUCCUUAAUUGCUUUAUCUACCAGGGAGCUAUCGAUUCGGGUAACUGGUCCCUCAACUGGGUCAACAUUUGGCAGGCUCUCCACCUCCCAUUCAUUCUCCUCAUUCAGCAGCCUUUCAUAAUGGCUUCUCCAAGCCUCUUUCUUAGCAGAAUCAUUAAAAGCAAGUGCACCAUCAUCCAUGCAGACACAUUUCUCUCCUGUAACAUCACAAUUUUCUCUCACACAAUGUCUUGCAAUCUGAAAUACUUCAGUUCUUUGGUCCAAAUAUAAAUAUCAAAUAUCAUGAAAUAUAAAAAUAUUUGGAUUUCAAUGUUUUUGAGAUUGCAUGAUAACUGUUUUAGAAUUGUAAUGAAGAAUGAGAAUAAAAUAUGAAAAGUGAAGACAGGUGAUUCUUAACAGGUGAAGAAUGUUUUUAGUUUUCUCAGUUAGUAGUGAAGGGCAGUAUGAAAGAUACACUGAGAAGAGAUUGCAUAUCUGAAGCAUUGGAUGAGGGAGAUCAACAACUAUAGUUUGGAUAUGAGACGAAAAGAAAUAUGUUAGG